AUGUUCGACCGGAGCGAGCCCCAUUUAUUAGCAUAUUCAAUGCUCGUGCAGUGAGCUCCGGCAUCCAAGCCACGCCUAUAAUACUAACUAAGCCGCUAUCUCAGCCAAUCCGGAUCGGUUACAGAGCCAUAACCAUGUCCUGGACCAUCCCAUUAAUCGUCAGCCUGAUCAUGGGAUCCAUCAUAUCCUCUGCUAAUACGCACGAGCAUGCCGAUGGCUUCAAGCCGGAUGGCGAAAUCCUGCGCGUGCUGGUGAACAGCUCGGCCGAAAUCAAAUGCGAUGUGGGCUCCAGCCUGCCCGACGACAAAGUCCUGCUGGUCGUUUGGUACAAGAAUAAUUUACCCAUUUACAGCUACGACACACGUGGCGCCCAUGCUGGGACCCCGUCGCACUGGCGGGACGAGGAGGUCCUCGAGGAUCGGGCCAUCUUCCGGACGCACAAGGAGCCGGCGGAAUUGCUUAUAAAUCCGGUUAAGGAAAAGGAUGCGGGCAACUUUCGCUGUCGCGUGGACUUUAAGCUAUCGCAGACCCGCAACAGCAAUGUAAAUUUGGAAGUUGUUGUGCCCCCAAUGCAGCCGAAUAUCUUCAACGAACGACGACUGCGAAUCGAUUCCAGAGCGGGUCCCUAUGAAGAGGGUGGCAGCCUGGAAGUCACCUGCGUUGUCUAUGGCGGCUCUCCGCCACCAACUGUCACCUGGCUGAUGAAUGGGCAGCUGCAGAACAGCGUUGUCGAUUACACCUACGACGGGACCAUCAACAGCAAGCUGGUGGUUCGCAACCUGUCACGCAUCCACCAGCAUGCGGUCUACACCUGCCAGGCGAGCAACUUCCACAAGAAAUAUGUGGCCACCAACAUAACCAUUGAGCUAUACCUGCGUCCUCUCCUCGUGGAAAUCAGUUUCAACAACCAGCCAAUGUCGGCGGAUCGAAAAUAUGAGAUCGAGUGCCAGGCAAUCGGCUCGAGACCACCUGCAAAAAUCACCUGGUGGAUGGGGAACCUAGAACUGCAUGGACAUAGCCAAAAGGUAUCUGAGGAUGGAAAUGUAAGCACUUCCGUGCUUUCUAUAACCCCCACAAGGGAGGAUCAUGGCAAGGCUCUGUCCUGCCGCGCAACCAACGAACUUGUUCGCAAUGGCAUUCGAGAGACAGCCAUGAAGCUGAAUGUGUUUUUCAUCCCCACCUUGCAGCUGGACCUGGGCUCCAAUCUAAAUCCGGAGGAUAUCGAGGAAGGCGAUGAUGUCUAUUUCGAGUGCAAAGUGCAUGCAAAUCCGGCUGCUUAUAAAGUUGUAUGGAAGCAUAAUCACCAAAUCAUCCAGCACAACCAGCGAGCGGGCGUGAUUGUCAGCAGCGGAGACCUGGCACUCCAGGGCGUCACACGUCACCAGGCCGGGAACUACACCUGCACCGCCUCCAAUGUCGAGGGCGAUGGCGAUUCUAAUGUGGUCGAGCUGAAAGUGAUGUAUAAGCCCAUUUGCCGGCCCGAUCAAAAGAAAAUCUAUGGAGUGGCGCGGAACGAGGCGGCAGAAAUUGUGUGCGAAGUGGAUGCCUUUCCGCCGCCGGAGAACUUCAAAUGGUCCUUCAACAACACGGCGGAGACCUUCGACAUGCCGCAGAGCGGAUUUCGGCCUCAUUCCGCCCAAGGAUCAACCCUCACCUACACGCCCGUCAAGGAAAUGGACUUUGGCACCAUCAUGUGCUGGGCCGACAACAAUGUGGGUCAGCAGAAGGAUCCCUGUGUGUUUCAUUUGAUAGCCGCUGGCAAACCGGAAGCGCCCACCAAUUGUACGGUGGUCAAUCAAACGUCCGACUCGCUGGAGGUUUAUUGCAUCGAAGGCUUUGAUGGCGGGAUGCGACAAUGGUUCCUCAUGGAGAUCUACGAUCAGCACAGUGGCCAGCUCCAGGCGAACAUCAGUGCCAAGUUCGCGGCCUUGAGUGUGACGGGUCUGGAUGCUGGACGCCUGUUCCGCAUCUACGUUUAUGCCGUAAAUGGACGCGGACGCAGUGAUGCCAUAGCCCUGGACGGGUACACCCUUAAGGCGGCCGAAAAGCAGACUGUUGCUUUAACUUCCUACAAGGGCAGCGCCCAGAGUCCCGACAACUUCGAACUGACACCGAUCCUGUCCAUUGGCAUCUUCGUGGGCAUCCUGGUGGCCAUCGUUUGCAUCGGGAUCGGAACGAUUGCCGCAUUGAAGCUGCGCUCGCACAAGCAUCAGCAGCAACAGAAGUUUGCACAUCCGAAUGCGAAAUUCUCACGUCCGGGCAAUUUGCAAAUUAAGGAUAAAAUCUCAUUGCCAUUGAGUCACUCCGAGGAGAUGUACGACGAGAAGAAUCCCGAUGUGGUGCCCUACAAUGAGGUUGAUGGUGAAUAUAAACAAAAAUCAGCAACACAAACGCCAUCGGGACAUCUUUCGACGACCAGCGAGGUGGAAAUCAGCUGCAAGCCCGGCUCAACAUCCGGUGCCGGAAUCGCCCAGGCCAACUCGGCGGACAGUGGUACCUAUCAGAGCAGCAAGGACGAUGAGCUUCACUAUGCAGAGCUGUCGCUUAAUAAUGCCUCCGCUGGAUGCAGCACCUCGAAAAAAGGUCAGCCGGUGGGGGUGGGAGUGCCCCAGCAGCAGCAGCAGCAGCAGCAACACCCUCUGCAACAUCAGCAGCAGCAGGGCCAGCAGAUGCACCAGGGCCAGGCGGUGCAGCAUCCACACCCCAUGUUAGGCGGCACUCUGCCCCAUGGGUCCAGCAUGCGCAAGCUGCUGCCAAGCAUCCCGGCAACGGCGACUCUGCAGCGCCACAAGCCGAAUGCGGGCGGAAUGCAGCAUCCGCAUCAGCACGCUCCGCCGCCCACGUACGACUACGAUUACUUUGAGGAGCCGACGAUAUACGCGCAGAUCGAUGCGUACAAGACGAUGCAGGUGGACACAGGUGCUGCCGGAGCCGGAGCUGGGGCCUGCAUCUCCUCACCCGGCUCCCACGGCACUCCCUCGACAGUCUCGCCCGGGACUGUGCAGAUGUACACGAUGCCCCCGCAUUCCGGUGGCUACCACACUCUGCCGCACAACCAUCAUGCACAGCAGGCGGGCGCCGGUGGAGGUCCCCAGAACUCCGCCUCGAUGAUGCAGAUGCAGAUGAUGCAGCAGCAGCAACAGCAGCAGAUGCAUCACCAUCCAGCGCCAGUUCCAGGUCCCGCCGGCAACAUGCCCAUGCCGCCCACAUACCAGCAACACCAGCAAAUGGCCCACGGCCAGAUGUUGGUCUCGAGCAAUAGCAGCGGCCUGGCCUCCACCACGGCGGCCGUGGCCAGUCCCAGCAGCUCCCUCUCCGGCCUGUCCGGUGUGGGUAAGUCCUAUUCGCGUGAAAUAGUCACCGUUCGCACCCCGCUCAUGUACUCGCAGCAGGAGAGCUGUGUCUAAGGACCUCCGGGAGCAGAGCAGCGGGAGUCUGCAAUCUUGCAAUCUGAAUUCCCGAAAUCCAAGUAACCAUGUCCCCUCCCCCACUUAGUCAUGUAAGUCUUGAGCUCUUCGUGGUUGGUGUCUUAGGCUAAGUGUUGCCAAAACGAUUUGAAUUAAAUGACAGAAUUACAGAAUUCAAGUGAAUUGAAACGAAUCUCGUGUGUGCUCGCGAAGGAACUGAAUUUUCUGAAAUAAAAGUGCAGAAUCCAUAGUACUUAAUUCUUAUAAUUUUUUAAGGAGAGUUUUUUUAACCUAGUUCAUUCUUUUAUGAUUUCAAUGUUGAGCUUAUUUACUGUGUGUCAUGAACUUAUUUUAUCUAAUACUUAUUGCAUGUCUAUUCUUAGGAAUUUGAGUCUUUUAUUUUGUAUAUGAAUAUAAUGAUUACAAUUUCUGGAAAUUGCCAACUUCAAUUAGUC
Drosophila serrata is the source of this 3862-nucleotide messenger RNA. RefSeq lists its product as uncharacterized. The record is from RefSeq and is a predicted model, not a curated record. Lineage: Eukaryota; Metazoa; Arthropoda; Insecta; Diptera; Drosophilidae. Gene Ontology annotation, molecular function: protein binding.